Messenger RNA from Austrofundulus limnaeus, 2289 nucleotides. RefSeq names its product RNA binding motif protein 43. The transcript is spliced from 3 exons. NCBI's taxonomy places the organism in Eukaryota, Metazoa, Chordata, Actinopteri, Cyprinodontiformes, Rivulidae. Gene Ontology annotation, molecular function: RNA binding. The record is from RefSeq and is a predicted model, not a curated record. The coding region runs from base 272 to 1678 and encodes 468 amino acids.
GGGGGGACACGUGCUAGUUGGUGAACUAAAGGUCGAAUCCUGAGAAAGACUGGAAAUUCCCACAACUCUGAGCAGUUCAGUUGCAGGUAAACAGCGACACCUGGUGGACAGGUCUCGGUACUGCAGCGGGUUAAACCUGCAGCUCCGGGGGAAGUCAAAGUGAAACUUGGCUGCUGUGAGUUUCUAGCAACGGCAGGCAGGUACAAAGAAAACAGGCGGGUAACCAUGGAGCCGUGAUGUUCYCCGGACUGCCGGACCGCCGCGGGUCAGCAUGGAGAGCCGCAGCAGGACGGUGAUCGUGUCCGGKGUGCCCGCCGCGCUGCCGCYCGACAGGAUGGUCGACAAGCUGACCGUCCACUUCCAGAGGGUCCGGAGGAGCGACGGAGGGGACGUGGAGGAGGUCAAAUACCCGACCAGCAUGGACGGAGUGGCCUUUGUCACUUUUUACAAAGCUGAAGACGCUGGCAGGGUGGUGAGAAAGGAACAGGUCAUGAAAGACCACGAGUUUCCUGAAGACUACUCGCUCACUGUCUUUCCCUUCACCACAGAUGUGUAUCUCUACGUCUCCAGCGCCACACUGGACCUCUCGGUGUUCGGCAGCGAUCAGACGAACCUGAUCAAGAGUCUGCGUUCAGCUCAUCGAUCCGUACGGUUCCUGUCUUCACCCAAACAGAGGGAAGUCCUCAUCGAGGGUCCUUUAUCUGCCAUCAAGGCCCUGAGGGAGGACCUCAUCCGCAGGGCCAAAGAUCUUGAGCCCCCCRUCCAAACUGCAGCUGUCAAACCCAAAGACUCCAGUUCUAAUCUGAGGAGARCUUUUCAUCCUGAGGUUGUUGGUGCUGAAGGGUUCUCUGGUACUAAAGCUAAGCAGAAACCUUCGAGCUCAUCAAAGGUACAGCAGAACUCCAGUCGGGACCAGGACUUCGCCUCAAAGUCAGAAACCCAAAAGGCUUUYUUGAAGCAGAACGUCUCAAAUCAGAGUUUAGCCGGUGAGCGCCGCAGACACGUGACUGGAGAGGAGUCGAAGCCAGAGACUGUGGGUCUGUCGGGCCCGGAGCUUGACUCUGUCCAGGAGAAAUCAACAAAGCAUCAAAGAAGUGGUAGUUUUUCAAAAAGGGUCUCGGCAGAGAAUCCUUUGGACCUCAGCAGCUCAGCAACCGGCACAAAUUUCUCUCAGACUAAACUUGGAGACACGUCAACAGAAGGUGUCAAAGAUCCGAGUCCAGGGGUCGUGGAAGAUACUUGGGUCGACUUGUUUACCUUCGAGUACAUCAGAAAGUUCCACGAAAAGGAACUGGAGGGCUGUGUGAAAGAUGUAAACAUGUCCAUCGAGGUCAUGGAAGGAACCGGUCUGCUGAAGAUCUCAGUGACGGAGAAAUCCAAGUCGGGCUCCAGGUACCUGAGGACAGCACUGGACAACAUUGAGACGCUGAUGGAGUACUGGGCGUCGUUUCUUAGAGUUCAUGAGAUCUUUUAUGACACGUCGCUCACAGAACACACUCUGACUUUAAUCUGCAACGAGGCGAACUCUGUUUGCAGAGAUGUUCUGUACAUGUUCGAAGACUCUCAGAUUAAAGUCAUCGGACCCUCGGAGUCCGGUCACCUGUUCUGUAUGCUGGUGGAGGACUCUAUGUCCAAACUUUUACCAAAAAAAGUAAAGGCUAAAGGUAAAAAUAAAUAGACGUAGUUUUACCGUUAGCUACAGGAAGGCUCUAUUGCUCAAUAAUAAACCCUUUUCCUUUAAUUUUUGUAAACCUGUGAUUAGUUAUUAGUGCCCGUCCGGUGACAUUGAAUAAUAAAAAUAAAUAAAUUCUCUUAGCCACAACAAUUUUAUUUUAUUUAUAUAUUGUCAAAUUUAAAAAUACUUUAUAGAUCCCAAGGGGAAACAAACAGGUUCUGUAGUUAUAAUACAUGCAGCAGUAUUUUUGUUCUAUUAAAAACAAAAGGCUGUGGUGCAGUGGUAGAGCAGCUGACUUGGGACCAGAAAUGCACAGGUUCAAUUCCCCACCAUGUCCACAUGUUGUGGUGUCCUUGAGCAAGACUUACUGCUCCCUGGGUGCUUAAAUAGCUACCUGUAUUUUCUCAUGUGUGAUGAGUCAAAUGUGGAGCACAAUUUUUGACACUGUAACAGUUUUCUCCAGACUUUCUGUUUUUUGUUUUGUUUUGUUUGUUUGUUUUUUCAGAUGCAUCUGUGUUCUCCUGGUACCUCCUGUACUCCCGUUUCCUCUCAAAAGUCAGUCCAUUCAAGCUGCUUGAAAAUGUAUAAUAAAUGUGUUUUUGUAAACAUUGUGA